This is a messenger RNA of Ixodes scapularis (black-legged tick), 903 nucleotides long. RefSeq lists its product as uncharacterized. The coding region runs from base 226 to 651 and encodes 141 amino acids. Gene Ontology annotation, molecular function: RNA-DNA hybrid ribonuclease activity; nucleic acid binding. The record is from RefSeq and is a predicted model, not a curated record. The transcript has 2 exons. Lineage: Eukaryota; Metazoa; Arthropoda; Arachnida; Ixodida; Ixodidae.
ACAGCACUGGGAAUUCCCAACGCGGCCAAGAAUGCUGUGGUACUCCAGGAGGCGGGAGCAGAGCCGCUUACAGUCCAGGCCAGAGCCAGAAGACUCUCCCAGUUAGCCCGGCUCUCUACGACUCUCCCAGGCAGGUGUUUCCUGCAGCGAAUCCAAGCUCGGACCAAAGGGUCAUGGCACGACACGGUAGAAGAUUUCCUUAACAUAGCCGGCCCGCUACCGACGAUGACGAGCGAAGCAAGGGUAGCGCCCUGGGAAGUUGCCAAGGUAUCCAUCGAGCUACGGAUCAAGCGCCUGCGAGCCAAAAAAGUUGGACCGAUCAACGCUCUCAGAGAAGCUGUGGAAAAACACAUCGAAGAACGCUACGGUGGUUGGCUGCAGAUAUACACGGACGGCUCUGUAAACAAGGCUAGAACAUCCAGCACGGCAGCUUUCUACAUCCCGGAGUUAGCCCUGGAAUGGUGCGGCAGGCUACAGGCGCCUACAUCCUCCACGACGGCCGAGCUAGUGGCUAUUGACAAGGCCCUCCAAGCGGCUGCCCAGCUGUCACCUCACCGGAUGGUGCUCCUCACCGACUCAAGUGGAUCCCAGGACACACUGGCAUUAAGGGCAACGAACGGGCUGACAGUCUGGCCGGUGAAGCUCACCUAGCGCCUCGCACUGUCCCCACACCACCACACCCACAGCAGGCGGCACUCAACGUCCACUGGCACCUUCAAGACAGCAAGCCAAAACCGGCGCUACCAAGAGGUGCGCUGUCCGGCCUAUCUCGGGCGGCGCAGACUCUUGUGCGACGCCUGCGCACAAACACGGCCUACACGAAUGCUUUCCUUACGAAGAUAGGUAAGGGGCAGCACCCACUUUGCUCCCAGUGUAACUCCGCAGAGACGGUGGAACACAUUC